Messenger RNA from Emiliania huxleyi CCMP1516, 2304 nucleotides. RefSeq lists its product as hypothetical. NCBI's taxonomy places the organism in Eukaryota, Haptophyta, Isochrysidales, Noelaerhabdaceae. The transcript is spliced from 8 exons. The coding region runs from base 1 to 2304 and encodes 767 amino acids. The record is from RefSeq and is a predicted model, not a curated record.
AUGAUGCGCGUCCUCGGCUGCCUUCUCCUUCCGGGCCUUGCGCUCGGAAGCCACUGCUCGAGGAGCACCGUGCCAGGCUACUGCUGCUCUAUCGGAUGCGACACGGCGAUUGAUCUGACGCUUUACGGCAUGUCGCCAGCCACGUGUUCCACGGGCGACGCAACGCUCGCCGACAUCUUUGCAGUCGCGUCGGCCGAUGGCUGCAGCCCGCUGACGGAGGGGAGCUGCGCAUGGGAUUCAAGCGCAGAUGCGAAGUGCAUCAGUCAGGGCCUUUGCCCGGCCGUGGAAUGCAAUUUCCCCCCCGUGUGGAACGGCACCACACCCGAGGUCUGGAACGGCAAGGAGUGCACCUCCGAGUGCCCUUCGUGGUGCCCGCCGGAGAAGCCUCCGCCGGAGUGCACAGCCCUGGUCGGCCGCAACAGGAAGCGGGAAGGCUGCUUCUCGAUCGAAUCAGGCGGCAACUGCGACAGCUACUUUGAGAGUUUCGGCACAAUCUACGCUCUCUGCGAGGACACGGGCAGAGGCUCGAGCGUCACUGCGACCGUCCCGGCGGGCGUCACGAAGGUGCAGUACAAGGAUGCGCUCAGGGACAACAUUUGCGGGAGCAAGCCGGUGGACAAGUGCAACGUAUUGGAGGGGAGCCGGCGGCGGUUGGUCGACGGCGUCGAGACGGCACACGGGCGUGCGCUGCAGAUCAGCGCGAGCUUCAAUGUGAUCGAGAGCCUCAACGCGACGGACACGGGCGGCCUCGGCGCCCCCACCUCCCACCCCGCCGGCCUCGUCAUGACUGUCACCUUCACCUCCGGCACGGACAUGGACAGCGUGUACAUCGACUUCUCGUCGAGCACAACCGUGAUCUGCAUCGUGACCUGCGUCCCGCCCACAGACGGCGUGGCUUUGACCAUCGAGAUUGCGGUCACGGGCGCCUUUAACGAGAGCGACAUCACCUCCCUUCUCACUGGCAUGACGCCGCAGGUUGGCAGCGGCUUCUUCGGGCUGGGCUUCCUCGACGGCACGUCGAAGCUCCCCGACGGCGAGGCGAUCGCUGUCGUGUCUCGGCCCCUCCUCGACAUCGACGUGGACUCUGUGACGACCGCGGUCGUCGCCUCUCCCGCCGCCCCGGCAUUCGACGCGCUCCUCUUUGUCAUCGGGGCGGCCUUCGACCCGUGCGUCUUGUGCAACGCAAUCCUGAGAAAGACUGGCAACAGGCCCCGUUUGUACGGAAACCCGUGCCUGCCUGGCGACCCGACGAAAACCUACAAGGACGGCCCCAAAUCCACCGCCGACCUCGUCCAGGAGACUACCGAGUGCUACACGAACAUCGCGGACGACCCUACGAAUCCGGCCAACUACAGGUCGCAGCUCGCAGCCGCCGCCGGAGUCAGCGCGGCCGACAUCUCGCUCAGCAUCACCGCCGGCUCCCUCACCGUCACCGCCACCAUUCUCACACCCACCAUGGCGGCGGCGCAGGCCGCAGCGGCUGGCGUCUCCAGCGCGAUCGGCGCUUCGAGUGGCACCUUCAUGGGCGUCUCCGUCGUGUCGACACCCGCGCAACCAACGGACUCGAGCCUCUUCGACAAGCAGGCGCCCGUGAGCGACCUGUCAUACGCCGACAGCACGACGGGACGGCCGUGGGCCGAGUGCGGCCAAUACACAAGCCAAUGGUGGGGCGUCGACCUCGGGAGCGAGGUGUAUGUGCGCUUCGUGCGGCUGCAGAACCGCAACGACUGCUGCGCGGAGCGGCUGACGGACGUCGACAUCUAUCUCGGCUCGACGGCGGAGACGUACACGGGCAACGCGCUGGUGAAGUCGGACGUGAGCGUGUCAUCGAACGUGAUGUUGGAGGUGGAGAUCAACGCGUUGGGGCGCUACAUCUACCUCAACCGGCCGUCUGCGGCGGGGCUGACGGUGUGCAAGUUCUACGACUCGAGCAUCUACGACAAGCAGGCGCCCGUGAGCGACCUGUCAUACGCCGACAGCACGACGGGACGACCGUGGGCCGAGUGCGGCCACUACACAAGCCAAUGGUGGGGCGUCAACCUCGGGAGCGAGGUGUAUGUGCGCUACGUGCGGCUUCAGAACCGCAACGACUGCUGCCCACAGCGUCUGACCGGCAUUGACAUCUAUCUCGGCACGACGGCAGAGACGUACACGGGCAACGCGCUGGUGAAGUCGGACGUGAGCGUGUCAUCGAACGUGAUGUUGGAGGUGGAGAUCAACGCGUUGGGGCGCUACAUCUACCUCAACCGGCCGUCUGCGACGGGGCUGACGGUGUGCAAGUUCUACGUUUACGGAUACGUGUGA